UCAUCUGGAUUUUUAAAUUAAUAUUUUAUUCUGCUGUACUGUGUUUGUGAGAUAAAGCAUAAUUUAGUCUUAUCAUUUAGUUAAUCAUCAAUGGAAUAUAAAUAUACUUAUAUUUUAGACUAUAUGUUUAUUUGAUGAAGUUGUUUUGCGUAAUUAUUUAGAUCGCAGAAAUGAGUUCAGUCGAGCGCAGAGCACGAAGAACUACCGAGAAUGAUGUCCAAGAUUCUUCAUAUCCUAUAAAUAGCACAAAUACAAGUGACUUAUCUACAUCUAAAGCUUUAAUAAUUGUAGCUAUAAUUUUUGGUACAUCGCUUUUAACAUUAGGAGUACUUUAUAGACAAUUUCCUCAAUUGGAAGAAAGUGAAAAGCAGUAUUUAAAGUUACCAUGGGACCUAGAAGAUGCAAAGAAUUUGGGUUUAGUUUUAGACCGAUAUAAGGACAAGUAUUUCCAUGAAGUAUUGUUUGGAGUAUUUUUAGUAUAUAUUUUUUUGCAAACAUUUGCAAUUCCGGGUUCUAUUUUUCUUAGUAUACUUUCAGGGUUUUUGUUUCCAUUUUAUUUAGCUUUAUUAUUAGUUUGCUGUUGUUCAGCGAUUGGGGCCAGUUUGUGCUUCUUUCUUUCAAAUCUACUUGGGAAGAAGAUUGUCAGAAAGUUUUUCCCAGAAAGGGCAGCUCAGUGGUCAAAAGCUGUGUCAAAACAUAGUAAUAAUUUACUCAAUUAUAUAAUAUUUUUGAGAGUAACUCCAUUUUUACCGAACUGGUUCAUAAAUAUGUCCGCACCUGUGAUUGGUGUGCCAUUAUUUCCAUUUGCUCUAGGAACUUUUAUUGGUGUUGCGCCACCAUCCUUUGUUGCCAUACAAGCAGGCCAAACUCUUCAUACACUAACCUCUACAAGUGACGCAUGGUCAUGGACAUCUGUGACAGUACUCACUAUCUUUGCCUUUGUGUCACUGAUACCAGUUGCACUUAAACAUAAAUUAAAACAAAAGUUUGAAUGA
Papilio machaon (common yellow swallowtail) is the source of this 995-nucleotide messenger RNA. It is a transcript of the gene stas, whose product is annotated as transmembrane protein 41 homolog. The transcript is spliced from 5 exons. NCBI's taxonomy places the organism in Eukaryota, Metazoa, Arthropoda, Insecta, Lepidoptera, Papilionidae. The record is from RefSeq and is a predicted model, not a curated record. Bases 171 to 995 code for a protein of 274 amino acids. Gene Ontology annotation, cellular component: endoplasmic reticulum membrane.